Messenger RNA from Toxorhynchites rutilus septentrionalis, 2855 nucleotides. Its product is annotated as MTOR-associated protein MEAK7. Lineage: Eukaryota; Metazoa; Arthropoda; Insecta; Diptera; Culicidae. The coding region runs from base 696 to 2111 and encodes 471 amino acids. The record is from RefSeq and is a predicted model, not a curated record. The transcript has 8 exons.
CCUCACUUUGUGCUGUAAUCUCAGCGGUGACAGUCGUGGAUUUUUAAGAAGCUGGUGUUUUGAGUGUUGCAGAUAAGCUGAGAAAAUUAAAGAAAUAUUUGGUUUCGUAAUUGAAACUACUCGAUGGAUACUGAUAUUUGAAAUAUUCAAUCAUACAAAACAUAAAGUACAAUCUAGUCCAGUUGCCACUCCUAAAAACAGUCCAAUAAAAUGAAUAAUGUUAAGUUAGUUCUGUUCUAAGCAUUGCCAGAUUGAGUUUGUAUUGAGAGCAUUGGAUGGUGGUUUGCCUUCAUAAUUGAAGGUAAACGAUUUUUUCAUCUCCACUGUUGUGAUAAGCUAGGUCAUAUGUUGUCUAGUGACUGGUAAGCUAGCCGGCGCAAAUUGGCUGUGCGGAUUGUGUUUCGUGUUUGUGCGAAUUGUUAUUCUUCAGACAUACAUUGCGACGCGAAUGGAAUACACAAAUUGCUGCGAGUAGCAUGAGAGUUCAUGGAUUUUGGAAUCUGUAUGGUGGUUGGAGGUGAAAUGUGAAAAAUAAUUUUCUGUCGAUGGUGUAGAAGCUGUUUACUAUAUUAGUAAAAGUAAUACUUAGUGAAAUUAAGGGGGGAAAUCAGAAGAGAUUUUGAGUUUGGUUUCAAUUCUAUUACAAAAAAAAAAACAGCAACUGAUCUAGUCAAAAAAAAAAAGAAACAACCAUAAUGGGAAACUUAUCCUCAUCGUCAAGCACAAAAUUAGCAGAAAAAUGUCCGAUGCUCGAAAAAAGCGAGCUUCCCCUCAUAGCGAACUCGUUUCGACUUGUCAGCAAAAACUCCGACAAAUGCAAGGAGGAGGAUCUCAUGAAAUUCUGGGGCUCACAAAUGGAUCCGCGGUUGGCCCAGUACAUAACCAAUUUCCUCUUUGGUCCCUUGGGUUCACGGACAGGUUUCGUAGAGCUGCCCCGGUUUGCUGAACUUUACGUGUACACGGUACGGGGAACGAAGGACGAGAGAAUUUCCGUGUUGCUGAGCAGCUUGGGUCAGACACCUGAAUCAGAAUUAACUGAAAUAGCAUACCCACUAAUCAAGGAGUACGUUGAAGCGGUAGUCAGCAGCUAUAUGCGUGCUAUACGGCUUGAGGGUGGGCCUGAAUUCAAAUCGUGGGAAUCACGUGGAUUCAGAAUCGUGAAAGAGUGCAUACAAAAGCUAGCGGAGAGUUUAGUGUACGACGUUGUACAACAAAGCACACAGAAGGUCACCCGAGCAGACGCAGAACGAUGGCUCAGCAAAAACCCCAUUUUCCUCAAAAUGCUAGAGCAUGUGUUUUCCCACUUGUACAACUAUCGAAACGUGAAAAACAGUUCGGAAGAGAAAAGGAAGGAAGACACGGACGAUAGCAAAUCCAGAAAAAAGGAAAGUGUUCCGCAGCAAGAAAUUGUGUUGCACACUAUGCUGCCGUUUUGUGAAGGCUUACAGUAUAUGCCAGAUUAUCCUGCCUUCACGGAUCUCUCACAAAUGCUGUUCAUCAAUGCGAAUGUCCCGGCAGCUCUGCAAAACAAAUGGCGCUUUCUAUUCUCCUCGCAAAUUCACGGUGAAAGCUUUUCUACCUUAUUAGGUCGCAUCGUUGAUCAAGGACCGACCGUGUUCAUAGUGGAGGAUUCCAACGGCUAUAUUUUUGGUGGUUUUGCUACAGAGUCCUGGGCACUCAGUCCAAACUACGUUGGGAACGAUACUUCAUUCUUAUUCACGUUGCGGCCAAAGAUGCGCAGUUUCCCUGCGUCCGGCUAUAACGAUCAUUACCAGUAUCUCAACUUACACCAGCAGACAAUGCCAAAUGGAAUGGGUAUGGGCGGACAGCACAACUACUGGGGUUUAUGGCUCGACAGCGAGUACGGGUUGGGCGAGUGUGCGGAAUCAUGUACAACUUACAAAGGGUACUUUCAAAUGAGUGCAACCAAAAAAUUUAACGUCCGGAACGUGGAAGUGUGGGGGGUUGGUGAUAAGCCCAUCAAGGAGAGUGAAUCGGACGAAACAUCCACCCGAUCGAUUCUGGAUAGUAAUUCGGACAGCAAGGCGAUUCUGCAAAUGAGCGGACGAGAACAGUAUUCCGAUGGGUACCGAGAAGAGCCAAAAGAUUAAAGGUUGAAAUCGAACGCCAGAAAUAAAAAGAAGAAAAAGUUUCGUUCGCCAGAAAUCAAUCUGGUUGAUGUGUUGGAUACGUUUAACUUCAAUUUUCUCUAGAUAUUUCAAGUAAGGUGUGUAACUGAUGACUUGUCGAUAGUGCAAAAAGUGUUAGCUAAGCAAUGUGUUGUCGUGCUUAUUUCUUCAUCUGGCGUUUCCAAUGCGAUUAUUUAAUUUCACUCGCUGGUGUUGCAUGAAUGAGGGAAAAUAGAAAAAAAAAUGAAUGAUGUGAAAUAGAUACUUGCUUAAAGCAAGCAAAUGGAUUAAGAUGAAUUUUCAAUGAGAAUCUAUAGAUGAGAUUUUAAUGGGAUUAUAAUUAUUCCACACAAGAUACAGCAUAGUUGCAUGAAGAUAUGCUAAUUACAGCUGUAUAAUUUAUUCUGGUUACUGCAUUAGUGAUGAUAGAGGUAGCUAGCUUCAUUCAAAACUAAAUAGGUUAUGUUAUUGAAUGUUACGUUCUUUUGAACCUUAAGCAACUGUAAGUUGAAGGCGCGAAAGUGUUUUCGUAACAAUGAUUUCAAAUAGUUGUGCCAUACAAGCGUCAACGUUAUGUUAAAGUUGCUAGGUAAGAUCGAUUGUGCAUACCGAGUGCAAGGCACUGUUGAAAUGUUUAAGAAAAUAGUGUAUCUAACAGUCAAUGUAUUAUGUGUUUGGUCGUCCAAAUUUUGAUGUGAAGACAAUUAUAUUAGAACGAAACGUGAA